This is a messenger RNA of Desarmillaria tabescens, 2288 nucleotides long. Its product is annotated as Fet3 protein. Gene Ontology annotation, cellular component: high-affinity iron permease complex. Gene Ontology annotation, biological process: cellular response to iron ion starvation; reductive iron assimilation. The record is from RefSeq and is a predicted model, not a curated record. NCBI's taxonomy places the organism in Eukaryota, Fungi, Basidiomycota, Agaricomycetes, Agaricales, Physalacriaceae. The transcript has 11 exons. Gene Ontology annotation, molecular function: ferroxidase activity; copper ion binding. Bases 308 to 2209 code for a protein of 633 amino acids.
CAUGGAGUCAACGUCGUGGGUAUUCCAAGUAGUUCGAUAAUCAGAUAAGCCUCGAGACCGCAUCGAGACCCGGGAGGCCCGGAUGAACCAAUGGGCGGCGUUGUCCUUAUCUGAUACAUCGUUUUCCCUAUCAGAUAAAUUUUUUGCCCCCCUAAAAAUAGCUCAUCUGUCAAUGUCCGCGCAACGACGAACUGACCCGUGCUCCAUUAUGUUGACCUCCUUUUAAAUAAUACCAGAUUUAAAUGGUGCCUCGGACCUGCCUUGCAUCUGCUUAUCCUUCUACUCCCAGGUGGUAGCGUCGCUCAAGAUGUGGUCGCCUUUUUCACUGGCCCCAUUGCUGUUUGCUUCUCCCGUCCUCGCCGGUGUCCAAGAACUCUGGUGGAACAUAACAUACGUCGAGGAUGCCAAUCCAGACGGUCUGUUCAGUCGCAGAGUUGUAGGCAUCAACAAUACUUGGCCCAUACCGGUGAUUAACGUUUCGACCAACGAUUCACUCAUCGUUCAUGCCACGAAUUCGCUGGAUGAAGUGUCGACUCUUCAUCACCAUGGCAUGUUCUUCAACUCGACAUCAUGGAUGGACGGCGCCGUGCAGGUCUCUGAAUGCGGUAUUCCACCUGGCGGAAAAUUCGAUUACGUCGUGCCCAUCAACUCUUCUGGCCAAUGGGGAACAUAUUGGGUGCACGGUCAUGCAAAGGGACACUAUGUUGAUGGCUUGCGCGGGCCCGUCGUAAUUCAUCCUUCGCAAGAAGUUCACUCGUACGACGAAGAAUUCAUCAUCAUUCUCGCCGACUGGUACCAUGAACAGCAUGCAGAGCUAUUGAAGCAAUUCAUCAACAUCGCCAACCCUGGUGGUGCCGAACCUGUACCCCAAUCUGGUUUGAUCUACUUCGCUGCUCAAAAUGGUUCUUAUCUUGUGCCCAUUUCGGGAACUUCUCCUGCUGGAGUAACAUCAGCUGUCGGGUUCAAUGAGAACGCCACCCUCCCGUUCGAAGCUGGUAAGACCUACCGUCUUAGGAUCUUGAACACGGGCGCUUUCUCGAUGUUCUACUUUUGGAUUGAUGGACAUGAAAUGCGCAUCAUCGAGGUUGAUGGGACUGACGUCGAAGAAUCACCCGCUGAUCUGCUCAGCGUCGCUGUUGCUCAACGGUACUCUAUUCUUGUCACGGCUCGUAAUGAUACCAACGCCAGUAACUGGGCUAUCCACGCGAACAUGGACACUGCCAUGUUCGAUACUGUUCCAGCCUCGUUGAACCCCAAUGUGACUUCAUCCAUCACGUAUUCUUCGUCUGCUUCCCUUACCGAUCUCGGAACCAUUGAUGCCUACGCCGAUGUCAAUGAUACAGCACUAGUCCCUGUCGAAGUCAUCGCAGCUCCCACAUCCAACAAAACGAUCGAUCUAGAAGUCAGCUUCGACACCAUGGAUGAUGGAACGAAUCACGCCAUGUUCAACCAGAUCACCUACAACUCUCCAGAGGUACCUGCUAUCCUGAGCGCCCUCAGCUUGGGAGACAACGCUACCGUUGAGAGUGCGUAUACGCCUCUCAGUUUCGUCGUAGACUAUGGGGAUAUUGUCGACAUCGUGAUCAAGAAUGGAGACGCAGGGAAGCAUCCUUUCCAUUUGCACGGGCACAAACCCAUGAUCGUUGGACGUGCUACAGAUUACACAUCUAACGAUCCCCUUUUGAAUCCACCUAUUGUUGAAGGUCAAGCGAACCCUAUACGUCGUGAUACAAUCCACAUCCCUUCAAUGGGUUCUGCAACUCUCCGUGUCGUCGCGGAUAACCCCGGAACAUGGUUCCUCCAUUGUCAUAUCGAAUGGCAUCUUCAAGUCGGUCUUGCCAUAACUCUGAUUGAGGCCCCGCUUGUCGCUCAGCAGCGCAACCACGUCCCACAAGCAAUAUACGACAACUGCCAAGCCUUGGGCACGCCGUUCUCGGGUAACGCCGCAGGACAUGAUUCAACGACUGAUCUCAGCGGCUUGACCUUGGGACCAUACCCACAAAAACUUGGCUGGCAUUCAAAAGGUAUUGGUGCUAUGGCUGGCUGUGUUCUGACUGCUCUUAUUGGUAUGAUUACUGUCGUGUGGUAUUCCACGGGUGGGUAUAUUUCCGAAGAAGAGAUCGAACACGAGGUGAGGGAGAGCAUUGAAGCGAAGGCAAAGCGAGGAAAGUUCUUUGGUCUGUUGCGACCAAGGCAGGUUGGUAAUUGAUUUAUUUUAAAUGACCUUGUGUGUAUCUUCAUGUAUGAACGAAAACGAAUUUAAAGGGCUCUUAAUUUUGGUUAAUUUU